Molecule: messenger RNA, 899 nt
Organism: Amphibalanus amphitrite
Lineage: Eukaryota; Metazoa; Arthropoda; Thecostraca; Balanomorpha; Balanidae
Exons: 3
Coding region: 65-586 (173 amino acids)
Cellular component (GO): extracellular region
Molecular function (GO): hormone activity
Source: RefSeq, a predicted model, not a curated record
GGUCUGGACAACGGUAGAUGGCGCUAGUUACCAUCGCGCCAAUGCGGCAUCAGGUCGGUCCUCUAUGGAGCUACCACUCUCCCCGCUGACCGACAACCAGCGCCUCUGGCGGCUGCCCGAGGAAGCUAGCCGACCGGCCGCGGCGCCCCAGGGCCUAUUGCGCCCCUGGUGGGUAGGCCGGCCCGCCACACUAGGCCGCGGCGAACAGGCGUGGGGGUCGCAAGACAGCACAGGAGGGUCUGAUGCUAUCUCCGCGAGGUCAACCCGAAACCAACAACAUUACGCCAAGCGUGGAAUGAACGUGCGCAUGUGUGGAGCGCAGUUGACCGACUUCAUCGAGAGCCUCUGCCACGAUCGUCGCAGGCGGAGCGGCAGCGCAGUCACCGUGCGGCAAAUCUCCUCUGCUAUGAGCCGUGAAAGCAUCGUAGAGGCCUGCUGCCACAGACCGUGUUCGAUUCGGGAGCUAUACGAGUUCGUCCAGCCAACAUGUGGCGUUAUGCAUAACAGCUCUCCUCAAAUCGCAUAUACCAGGCUGGCACUCCGCCCGUCCACUUGCCGGUGUUUGAGGACCCCGGUCUUCCCAUAGACGGAUUCCAGAAACGCCACAAUGAUCCUGCUUCCAUGGCCUGGGAAACCGACAGUGAUCUGGCCAGCUUCUUGGUCGUUUGAGUGGUGUCACGUGACCCAUACACCGCCGAGACAACUGCAGAAACGGAUCAAAGCUGGAGAUGCUGGAUACCUGAUCUGCUAAACAUGCGGAAUCUGAUAAAGCUGUGACUGUAAAUAAUAACUCAUGUGAUACUACUGAUGUACUAGCAUGCCUAUGUGCUGUCGAACACUGCUUCAGUUUCGACGACCAUGUGCAAUGGGAUAGAAAAAAAUAUACAUGUGUCAUCAUC